Molecule: messenger RNA, 804 nt
Organism: Octodon degus (degu)
Lineage: Eukaryota; Metazoa; Chordata; Mammalia; Rodentia; Octodontidae
Gene: Chct1
Product: chromosome unknown C17orf64 homolog
Exons: 6
Coding region: 1-804 (267 amino acids)
Source: RefSeq, a predicted model, not a curated record
AUGGAGGCCCAAGCUGGGCCAGGGCGUGAAGGUGACAGGCCCCUGGAGAAGCUCUGGAGCCAUCCUCGGCAGAGGAUGCUUGUCUACCAUGCCAAGGGCCUGGAUGCGGACACCUUCAAGAUAUGUAAAGAAUACCUCAGGCCAAGGAAGCACUUCCUGCAAAAGCUGUACCCGCCCAAGAACCUUCCACAGAAGAAGAGGCUGAAGCACAUGAAGCGGAGCCUCGUGGUCCUGGGGGACCGCAUCAACACAUUUCUGCAACUCUACUGCCGUGCCUGGGAAAUCAAGCACUGGAAGAAGAUGUUCUGGCGGUUCAUCUCCCUCUUCUCGGAACUAGGAGCCAAGCAGCUGCAUCAUCUCUACAAAUACAGCAAGAGCAACCAGGCAGCCAGGAUGCUGGUGGGCUUCCAGGUCCAGCCUGCACCGCUUGCGGUGCUGUGCCCGGAGGAGGGCUCGCCGGAGGGAGGGUGCCUCACGGACCCUGCAGGAGGACUGGGAGGGUCCUGCCCAAGGUCUCUGCCCAAGCUGUGCGACGCCUGGGGGCUGCACAGCAACCUCCGGGGCAUGCAGGAGAGGCUGUCCAAGAUGCAGGACUCGGGUUGGGAGGCCUCAGGGCCACGGGAGCCCGGCUGCCAGCUCUGGGUCCCGACAGGUUCUUUAAGGAAACUUGCACAAAAAUCAAAAUUCAAGAGGAUUAAGAAGUCCCAGGAAGCCCAGAGACCUGCCUACAGCAGCACCUGGCUGGGACAGAGACUGGCUUACCUGGAUGUCCUGAGCACUUGGGCGACCUGUCAGCCCCCAUGA